CUUCAAUACACGGUGGCUAAUGGAAGGGGACAAAACUGGUUGAAAUAUUCAGCCUCCAAAAGACGCCUGAUUGUGAUUUCAAUAUAUUUGAGUACACAGGUUUUGAGCUGGACUCCACGAGCUCUUUGAGAGGUCACAGGCAGGAUGGCUCUCCCUGGUAAUUACAAACAAGUCGCACUCUCAGCUUCUAGUAUGGUGGCUACAAACCAACGUUUGAGAGCUUCUGGAGGAGGUGGAGGAGGAUCUGGGGGAAAUAAAGAUUCCGGGAGUCCAUUUAUCCAGACUCCCCAUGGUCAUCCUGGAUUCACCCCUCAGAAAGUUGGAAAAAAUGCUGCGGCGGACCCAAGACUCCCGAAACCUCCGAAGCCGCCAGAAAAGCCGCUAAUGCCAUACAUGAGAUACAGUCGUAAAGUGUGGGACCAAGUGAAGGCCCAGAACCCCGAGCUGAAGCUCUGGGAGAUCGGCAAGAUAAUUGGUCAGAUGUGGCGCGACCUCCCCGAGGACGAGAAAACGGACUUCAUCGAGGAGUACGAGACGGAAAAAGUCGAGUACGAAAAAUCCCUGAAGACGUAUCACAACUCUCCAGCCUACCUGGCCUACAUAGCCGCCAAAAACCGUGGGAAAUCCGCCAUCUGCGUCACGAGUUCCAGCUCUGACGAUCGCGAGACCCACGAUCGUUCCUCAGGGGGCAACAAGAAUCAGGCAGUGCAGGACAGGCGCAUAGACAUUCUCCCAGCAGAGGACGACGACGAUCAGGACGACGGUUACUCCGUGAAACACGUGGCAUACUCGAGAUACACUCGUAACCACAGGCUGAUAAACGAGAUCUUCAGUGAUACUGUUGUUCCAGACGUGCGCUCAGUGGUCACCACCCACAGAAUGCAGGUCCUGAGGCGACAGGUGCAGUCACUGACGAUGCACCAGAAGAAAUUGGAGGCUGAGCUGCAGCAGAUCGAGGAGAAAUUCGAGGCAAAGAAGAGGAAAUUCAUCGAGACGAGUGAGAUCUUCCAGGAGGAGCUGAAGAAGCAUUGCAAACCAGCCGUUGACGAGGACACAUUCAACAAGAUGGUGGAGCGCCAGUACGAGUUAUUGCGUCGUGAGAGGGUCAAAGGUGCUGAGGAGAGUCGCCCUGAGACAGGAUCAAACGAUUCAACCCCAACGUCAACCCCAACUCCAGCCUCAGUGAACGAGGAGCCAACCCCAAUGGAGCUUUCAGAGAACAGUGAAGGGGAUAAGAAGACACCAGAGCCCGAGAAGAUCGACACCAAGAAGGACAGUCCCUCGCCUCCCUACGUCGAGAGUAAAUCGGACUCUCCGACCCAGAGUAUCCAGAGUGCCCAGAUGAGCACGAACAGCAACAAGACUGCUGAUGGGAAUACGAGUCCAGUGGCCCCAGUUCCUACAGCAUCAGUCAUCAACAGCAGUACAACAGUUGUAACUAGUGCCUCAAGCACCCCGACAACAUCCCCAAACGACAAUGGGAACGGUAUUAAUCCAGCGGGAGCUGCAGCAGUUCCAGACAACCCAAGUCCCAACACUGGCAUCAAUCCCACUAAUGGGAAUAGUUCAGGGCCCAUGUACUCCACAGCAGUGAGUCCAAUUCACCAUCAGCUGUCGCCCCAGCCCCACCCAGUCAAUCAAAUCAGCAUGGCCCAGCAUCAGGGACAGCACCAGGGACCCCAUGUGACGAAUCCCCACCAGAUGCAGCCCUCAAGUCAGAGUCAAGCCCCCUUGCACCAGGCACCUCAGCACCCGCAGGGCCAGCACCAGGGCCCCCACCCAGGCCCCCAGAAUCAGCAUCAGCACCCUCACCACCUGUCCCACCAGGGCCCAAGUCACCCUGGGCCUAAUCAGCAUCAGCAGAUGGCGCCAGCUCCACCUCCCUCGCAAUCGCCAUCCCCACACUCUCAGGGGCCUCCAACACCUCAGUAUCCACCGCCUGUCAACCCCCCGACGACUCCCCCCACAUCGUCACCAGCACCAAUCUCCCAUAAUCCUCAUUCUUCAUCGUCUUCUCAUCCCCAGGCGCCUAAUCCCCCAUCGACUCCUCCAUCGUCGUCACCAGUUCCUUCGAUACCUCAUAAUCCUCAUCCCCCAGCUGGCAUGAUGUCCAAUCAUCUGCCGCCUCAUCAGGCACCUCAAGGGCCUCCAGUGAUGCAGGCACAGGGCCCUGGACCCAUGAUACCACCGGGGCAGGGCUACUCCCAGCAGUAUCCACCUGGGAAUCAACCGCAAGCCCAGAAUGUGCCUCUGGCACCGAGACCUCCUCAUCCCUCUUAUGGGUAUGGACAGCAGCAGCCGUACCAUCAGCCCUAUCCUCAGUACUCCCAUCCUUACUAUCAUCAGCCUUAUGCACAGUAUCCACCACAUGGCAUGGGUCGACCUCAUCAUGGUCCUCAUAGUCCUCACAGUCCUCAUUCCCCCUAUCAUCCGCAGUCUCCGCAUUCUGUGGGCGAGGGAAAUCCUCCGGGGAAUCCCCCGAAUGCUGAGGGCGGGGGGGCUAAUUACCCCCCUGGACCCGUGCAUGAACCUGAACGGGGCCAGCCCCAGGAGGGACAGGGCGAGGGCCAAGGGGAGGCCAAACCUGGGGGACAUUGAGGGAAGCUUCCAGAUGUGAAUGAUUUUUUUGGGAUUUUUUAGUAAUUGUGAUUGGGUGGAGAGGAGGGAAUGGAUUGGGAUGGAAGUUUGAGGGAUUGAUAGAGGGUGUAAAGAUGUUUUUCUUUAGCGUAUAUGAAGGAAAUUCUGGGAAUGAUUGGGUCACUAAAAAAUUAACGAAACUUGGAUAAUUGACAAUGAAAUAGUAUUGUAUAAUCAUUUCAUCCAAUUUCUCGUCCAAUCUUUUUUGAGGAAUGUCAUUGAUAGUGUUUUCUUUACUAUAAAAAAUAAAACUGCAAUUGGUAAUGAAAA
This is a messenger RNA of Diachasma alloeum, 2907 nucleotides long. RefSeq names its product extensin (gene Bap111). Gene Ontology annotation, biological process: negative regulation of DNA-templated transcription. Lineage: Eukaryota; Metazoa; Arthropoda; Insecta; Hymenoptera; Braconidae. Gene Ontology annotation, cellular component: SWI/SNF complex. Bases 145 to 2598 code for a protein of 817 amino acids. The record is from RefSeq and is a predicted model, not a curated record. The transcript has 5 exons. Gene Ontology annotation, molecular function: nucleosomal DNA binding; nuclear receptor binding.